AUGUUGCGACGGACCACCAAGUGUCUGACCAGGAACUCGCGCUUCAUGCGCUCACUGUCUCUAGGUGCAUUAUCCAUUAGUACAGUAUCUGUAGGUAUGGGAACAGUAGCACUGUAUAUUGAUGCACCAGUAGCGGAUAUGGGAGAUGGCAAGUACGACGGUGGACGACGCGCUGAAAUCUUUCCCGAGUGGUUGCAUAAUGUGGCGCGUGUCCCUCUCUUUAAUGUCGUGACGCUCGUGUCCAAGUUUUGCCUUCAAAGAAUGAACACGACAAAAGUAGAAGGAGUCGAGAUUCUGACUCAGCAGCUUGAUCAGCGGCCCAAGGGAGUAGCAGUUAUUACAGUCUCCAAUCACUCUGCAACUGUGGAUGAUCCUGCUUUGUUUGCCAAUAUGAUGCCAUGGAGGUUUGCAUGGCCAUGGAAAGGACGAUGGAGCUUGGCCAGUCAGGAAUACUGUUAUACAAAGGGAAAGCUGGUAUCAGCGUUGUUUUUUGGUGCCAAGACAUUGCCAGUGAAACGUGGCGCUGGUAUUGAUCAUCAGAUGAUCCAAGCUAUUUUUGAUAAGGUGGAGGAAGGCUCGUGGGUUCAUAUUUUUCCCGAAGGAAAGAUCGUGCAACACGAAGCACUUGGUGGUAGACCAAGUCCGCGUCGAGAAGAGAUUGGACGGUUGAAAUGGGGUGUGGGGAAGCUCAUUGCACGUGCAACAAAGCGGCCAAUUGUGGUGCCCAUGUAUCAUUACAACAUGGAGAAACUCAUGCCACAGGACGAGAAUAACUGUUUAAUCAGUGUCUUUCCGCAGAGUAAUCUCAAUCUGCGCGUAAUCAUUGCUGUUGUGGAAAAUCAGAUUUUUUGUUUACAUGGUGGAUUAUCGCCAUCCAUUGAUACAUUGGAUUAUAUCCGUGGAUUUGAUCGAUUACAGGAAGUACCUCAUGAAGGUGCAAUGUGUGAUUUACUCUGGUCUGAUCCAGAUGAUCGAUCGGGAUGGGGAAUCUCACCUCGUGGAGCUGGAUAUACUUUUGGGCAAGAUAUCUCGGAUCAAUUUAAUCAUGCAAAUGGAUUGACACUGAUUGCAAGAGCACAUCAAUUAGUCAUGGAAGGAUACAAUUGGUCACACAAAUGUAAUGUCGUGACAAUCUUUAGUGCACCAAAUUAUUGCUAUCGAUGUGGUAAUGAGGCUGCUAUUAUGGAAGUUGAUGAACAAAUGCAGUAUACAUUCUUACAGUUUGACCCUGCGCCUCGUCGUGGAGAACCUCAUGUGUCACGUCGGACGCCCGAUUACUUUUUGUAA
Messenger RNA from Peronospora belbahrii, 1287 nucleotides. The record is from the annotation of a GenBank genome assembly. Lineage: Eukaryota; Oomycota; Peronosporomycetes; Peronosporales; Peronosporaceae.